AGAUAAUAGUAGCAGAAUUUCACAAAAAAAUCAAGGAAGCAUUUGAAGUGUUUGACCAUGAGUCGAAUAAUACAGUGGAUGUGAGAGGACCUUGCCCUGUGCUACACAGAGGACAGCGAAGUCUUUAUGUGCGAGUUUCUUCAUCAUCCCAUUUCCAAAGACAAACUAGGGGUACAGAUAGGAACUGUCUGCUACAACUUGAGAGAACAGAUAAGUCACAUUACUUUUCUAAGUCCGAUUAAAUCUUGUACCCCUACUUGUCAAGACCAAUAAAAAGUUAAUAUUAGUAGUUUUUGUGGCUUCUUUUAGUCUCUUAUAUUGUACAGUAUGUUUUCUCUUAACCUUUCAAUCAGUUGUUGUAAACUGCACCUUUAAAAUGAAAUGACGUAUAGCAAGUCUUUGAAUAAUGUUGUUACAAAAUUAAUGAGAAAAGAAAUGGUUUUGUUAUAUGUCCUUUUGCUUCCAGUUGCAGUUUCCAAGAACCCAUCAGUGAUAUCAGAGAAGACUUGCUGUUCUGGGACCCCGAGGCUUAGUGCAGUCUCUGGGGGAAAGUGGAGAGAGGAAAAGCAUUGUGCUCAUGAGCUGUCUAGGCCUGAGGCAGGGACAGCAUCCAUGCUGUCUACACGAGGCCCAGCCACAGGGAGCCUUAGCACAGCUUCCAGGGCCCCAGAGCUCAAUGAGGAGGUUCACUUUCCACAAGAGGAAGGAAGCUCGUCCAGUGCAGUAGCGAAGGAGAAGAAGAUGGUGAAAGGACUUCCUCCAGCCUUUGCCCCUGCCACCUGCUCUCUCCAAGGCAUUCUCCACCCUCCAGUGAAUGUUACCAGCUCUUCGUGUAUCCUGUCAAUACUGUACCCAAGAGAGAUUGGAACAAUUAUCAGGUCAUUAGGAUGCUGCCCUACUGAAGGAGAGCUGCAUGAUCUGAUUGCAGAGGUAGAAGAAGAAGAACCCACUGGAUACAUUCGAUUCGAAAAAUUUCUUCCGGUGAUGACAGAAAUACUACUAGAAAGGAGAUACAGACCAAUUCCAGAAGAUGUCCUUCUUCGAGCUUUUGAGGUUUUAGAUUCAGCUAAACGUGGGUUUCUUACUAAGGAUGAACUGAUCAAGUAUAUGACUGAAGAAGGUGAGCCUUUUUCUCAAGAGGAAAUGGAAGAAAUGUUGUCUGCUGCAAUUGAUCCAGAAUCAAAUUCAAUUCAUUACAAGGACUAUAUAACAAUGAUGGUGAUAGAUGAAAAUUAAAUGUUCUAAAGAUAAUUUCUAAUUGAAAGGUCAAUUUUAGAAAUUGCUUCUCCUUGUUAAUUUCACAUCUAAGAUAAGAGAAUCUAAGGAAUCUUAGGAUUCCUAUAUGUGAUAUUUAAUACCUUGUGACGUAACUAUUUCUAUUUUGAGAUACUUUGUUUUUAAAGAUGAUCAUAACACUUUAAAACAAAUUUAGUAUGUCUAGCCUUACAGAAUGAUAAAUUACUCUUUAUUUAAAAACUAUUCUUAAAACAUUUUAACAUUAGAAUUGAUUGUUAUAUUCUGUAAUAAAACUCAGGUAACCUUCAAAUUAAUUAAGCUGACAAAAUGAAAAUGACUGUAAUGACCCAAGGUUUGACAUAUAAAGAUCUUAAGAGGGGGCAGAAUGACUAGCAAUUGACAAUGAGUAGCAAUAUAAUGAAGGCUUCCUUUUUCAACAAUAACAAAUGCUUCAUCAAUCUGAGUGUGGAAGGAGAUUUAUCAAAAUAAAUAUUAAUUGAUUUUUUAUGAGUGCCAAUUACGAAUGUCAUUUGGGAUUGUAAUAACUGAGUGUAAACAUGUAUAUUUGCUGAUCCAGCAUGUCACCAUUUAUGGAGUAGCUAAAGGAGUUGAGAUCAUUGAAACUAGAGAAAAGAAGGCUGAGUGGAAAUUGAUAGUGUAAGGUAGUGGCAAUUCUCUCUUUGUCUUUAGAAUUGUCGCCUACUCGGUAUAUCUGUCAUGGGAAUAUUGUCCUGAAUACUGAGUAAGAAUACUGAGAAAUGUUUUGGUGUGCAAAUGUGCAGCUCCCGAAAGAGGAGAAUGAAGGACGCCUCUGAGCACAAGCAGUCACAAUGGAAAAAUAGUCACUAUAUGGCAACUUACAAGCAAAGGGGAAGAUAAGGUAAAGGAGAAUGAACACUUUUCCCAACUUAAAUAUUCUUUUAUAACAAUACACACACACACACACACAAACACACGGAUCUCUAUUUAAAGAUGGCUUUACCACCGUAUGUGUGUAUCUACAUAGAUGUAAACGUUUCAAGUUGCUGGGAGCCUUCCUCAGGCAUGCUGUCUUGCCUCCGAAAGAUGCAGCUGCUACCCAAGAGACUGUCACUGUUCAUUCAUUCAUGAAACAUUGAAUGAGUAUCAUGAGAUAAUGUGCUGGGAACCAGAGUCCCUAACGAGUCCAGGUCGCGGUUUAGUGAAGGAAGCCUGCAAGUCCAUCAGCAGCCACAUUUCAGACGGGCACGUUCAGGGUACCGUGGAAGUACAGCAGAGGGGCAGCUACUUGGCCUUGCAGGGAGGGAGCUUUCUGGGAGAUGAAAGGUGCCAGUGAGCAGAGAAGGCUUCCCAGGACAGGAAACACCUGACUUUAAAAUGAGAAGUUUAGUAAGUGGGCAGCGGGGCACAGGGCAUUUCAGCAGGUGAGCGGCAAGUCCAGAAACCCUAGAGGUGCCAUGAAACAUGGAACCGCCUGGGAAUUGGAAGCAGCUCAGUGUGUUUGGAAUGUAGGAGAUUUGGGGGUCAUGAUGAGAGGUGAAACUGGAGCGGUAAACAGGAGCUGUAUCGUUAAGAAUAUCGGGUUAGGUGUUGAGUUAAGGUUUCAGCGUGAGAGUUUGGACUUUAUUCUGAAGAUCACAGAGAAAGAUCAUUUGUAAGCAGCAGGGAAAACAGAUUUGAUAGGUCAAGACUAGAAGUGAGACCCGUUUGUAGGCCAUUUGGUUGGUGGGAGGGGAUAGACUGAGAAAAGUCAAGCAUGAAUCCCAGGUUUCUGGCUCAGACGGUGGGUAAAAGUGCCAUUCAUUCAGAUAAGAAACCUGAGGAGCAAGUGGGGCAUUGGUAAGCAAAAUGGUGAGGUGGGUACAGACACCUUUGGAGCUCAGCAUGUAAGCAGCUUGAAAGGAACAGAAGAGAGUCUAGAACAAAACCAUGGGGAACAUCAGCAUUUCCGGGAGGGCAGAGGAAGUGGAGCCCACAAAAGAGACUGGGAAGGAGAAGCCUGAGAAGAGGAAAGCUGGCAAGAAGCAUCUUGGAUGCCAAGGUCAGAGAGAAUCGCAAGGAGGGGCAGUGGCCAUGCCGGAUGUAGUGGAGGGGAGAGGGAAAUUACAGACGGAAAAAACGCCCAUUGCUGGUAGCAACGAAGAGUUCUUUGAGGGCCUCUCCCAGAGCAGAUGUGGGGAAGCAACAGGGUAUGGAGUUGAGUGGAUUGAGGAAGGAAUGGAUGUGAGAAGGUUGCAGCCUGGAGGACAAGUUACUCAGCAGUGAAGAGAAGGAAACAGACAACAGGCUGGGGGAGUGAUUUUUGGAAGACGGGCAGAUGUAGCAAGUUCAUUUCUAGUCCGAGGGCUGACAGCCCGCAGAGAGGGUGAAGGGAGGGGCCGGCUUCCAGAGCAAUACAGAGAUUUAGGAACAGUGAACCAACGCCUGUGCUCCCUACCCCAUGGCCUCUACUGCCUUUUGGAGAGGAAGGUAGUAGGUUACAGAGCUUGAAGAGAAUGGUGUAACUUUAGAAUAUCUCUUGUGGGAAAUGGGAAAAAGAGUUGAGAGAGCCCAUGCAAGGAUUUUCAAGAAACCCUGGAAGAUUUUGUGCUCAGGAGCAAAAAA
Messenger RNA from Cercocebus atys (sooty mangabey), 3819 nucleotides. It is a transcript of the gene EFCAB2, whose product is annotated as EF-hand calcium binding domain 2. The record is from RefSeq and is a predicted model, not a curated record. The coding region runs from base 382 to 1236 and encodes 284 amino acids. Lineage: Eukaryota; Metazoa; Chordata; Mammalia; Primates; Cercopithecidae. Gene Ontology annotation, molecular function: calcium ion binding. The transcript has 8 exons.